Molecule: messenger RNA, 1879 nt
Organism: Rubroshorea leprosula
Lineage: Eukaryota; Viridiplantae; Streptophyta; Magnoliopsida; Malvales; Dipterocarpaceae
Source: the annotation of a GenBank genome assembly
UGCUCUUGAUUAAUUUGGAAUCUGGUAAUGUGUUAUGGAUCCUUUCUCUCUUUCUUUUUUUUUUUUUUCCUUUUCGACUCUUCCUAUGGAUUUUGAUUCUGUCUCUGGUCUUCUAUUUCUAAAAGUUCAUACACAGACACACCAUCAGACCAUCUACUCUCUUCAUCACUGUAAUCCUUCUUUCGUCGGCAAGGUAUCACUGUAGGUAAAAUCCCUAAUUCUUUCUCUAUUUUUUCUCCUCAUACUGUAUUUUGAAAGUGAAUCAAUGCUUUGAUUUCUUCAUUGAAAUUGAACUCAAAAGACAGUGUGCAUUUUUCACUCUUAUUUCUCUCCCCAAACAGAUUCCUUUACCUCUGCUUCAACCAUUCAUUACCGACAAAUCUUCUUCUUCUUCUCCUUAGAACCAGUAAAUCUCAUCCAAGCUUUCACCUUUCCCCUCAUCUCCGAUUUCUCCUUCCAUUUUCGAUUUUUCCUCUCAUCUUCAAUCUUUGAUUCAAGACAAGAUCGGAGGAGGCCAGAGGUGAGUGAAUGUCAAAAACAGUGAAGAUGUGCCCAGAUCUACAGAUCGGUGAUGGUGGUGGUGAUGAUAGUGCACAGAUCUACAGAUCGGUGAUGGUGGUGGUGACAAUAAUGCUAUCACCAUUCCCCUCAUCUCCGAUUUCUCCUUCCAUUUUCGAUUUUUCAAAGAAGCGGUUCAAGAGGGCUGUCGACGUGAUUUUUGGAGAUGGAGUUCGGCAUCUGGCUACAACCAACUCGUCCGACGGCGACAAAAAUCGAGCUGCUGAACACUCCCAACAUUUUCUAUAUGCAAGACAAGACCCACACAUGAAGAAUGAGUUGAAUGAUGGUCCCAAUGCUCCUGGAUUUCCUGCUUGCAUAGAUUGGGAAAAUAUGUAUGGCCGUAAAGCUGAUGGUGAACUUGAUGAUAAUGGGCCUCUUUAUGUUGCCAUGGUCAAACGUGAGAUGGAAAUAUUGUUUGAAGAAUACAAGAGGUUGAAUUCCUCUACUGCGAAAUCAAGUGACCCUCAAUCAUUUGAUGAACAAGGAAGUAGCUCUACCUCUGCAACCAAUAUCCAAAGUGUGGCAGAUUCGAAAAAUAGAGUGCAAACAUCCGAAGUGAAAUCUGAUUACAAGAAAUUUAAAGCUGCCAAUGGUAGAAGGGCAGAAAAAACAGAGUUGGAGAAGUACUUGGCAGAAGAUUCUGAGGAUGAGAACGAAGAUAUUGAUGUUCUUCAGUGGUGGAAGAUGAAUGAGCAUAGAUUUCCAGUGUUAGCAACCAUGGCAAGAGAUGUCUUGGCUGUUCCAAUAUCUACUAUUGCUUCUAAAUCAGCAUUCAGUAGUGGAGGUCAAGUCCUUGAUGCUUUUCGAUCGUCAUUGACACCAAGAAUGGCACAAGCUCUCAUUUGUGCACAAGAUUGGUUGAGAGAUAAGGCUGUUUCUGAUAUGGAGGAGGAGGAUUUGGACACACUGGAUAGUUUAGAGAAAUGUUACUUCAAAAGCUAUUUUGGAUGCUCAAAAGAGAGAGAUGGUUAUGUGAAGUGGUUUGCUGGAAAUGUGGCUUCAGGGAGUGUUGCUGGGGCAACUACAUCGUUGUUGCUAUAUCAUUUGGAUUAUGCACGUACCAGGCUUGGCACUGAUGCAAUACAAUGCCCAAUUAAUGGCCAAUGACAAUUCAAAGGGCUUUUGGAUGUCACCAUUGUUUCUGGGGUGUGUGCCUAUCCCUUUGAGUCUUUGACACAGUUUGACGACGAAUGAUGUUGUCUUUUUUUUGGACUUAUGAAAUGUAAUAGUUUUAUUAACUUUGUUACUUUGGAUAUUUGGUCAAGAUAUUUGGUCAAAAUAUCCAAAUCAUAAAAUUAAAGAAAAUGAAUCACAGCAU